This is a messenger RNA of Pseudoliparis swirei, 2632 nucleotides long. It is a transcript of the gene col9a1a, whose product is annotated as collagen, type IX, alpha 1a. The coding region runs from base 57 to 2120 and encodes 687 amino acids. The record is from RefSeq and is a predicted model, not a curated record. The transcript has 32 exons. Lineage: Eukaryota; Metazoa; Chordata; Actinopteri; Perciformes; Liparidae.
UCCAAUCUGGGAAAUAAGGGACUUUUUCAAGCGUCUUCCUCGGCCCCGGGAAGAACAUGAGGCUCUCCAGCAUCCGCAGAGCGUCCUCGCUGGUGAUUCUGUUGCAAAUCGUGUUGAUCUGCUCGGCUCAGAGGGGCCCGGUCGGUCCCAGAGGCCCCCAGGGGCCCGUUGGCGUAGCGGGCUUCUCCGGAGUGGACGGCAUUGAUGGCGAACGGGGAGAAGACUCCACGGUGGACGGAGGACCGGGUGCCGACGGUGACAACGGGCGGGCCGGAGCCCCCGGGGCCGCGGGCCUCCCGGGCGCAGACGGCCCCGUUGGACCUCAUGGAGAUUCCGGCGCCGUCGGCCCCAAAGGACCAAAGGGGGAUUCUGGGACGCGAGGGCUUUCUGGAGAGCCGGGCGCCGGACCUGACGGGCUGGAUGGCAUCCCGGGGACAGACGGGCUUCCAGGGGAACUCGGCAAAAUCGGAUCUACUGGAACAAGAGGCAAGAGAGGUCAAGUGGGUCGUCCUGGUGCUGCUGGGCCGCGGGGUCCUCCGCCCGUGUACCAAGGAGAGGAACUGUGUCCCAACGCCUGCCCCGCUGGACUCAACGGACAUUCUGGUCUCCCCGGCAUGAAGGGCCACAAGGGGGUGAAAGGUGAAUCCGGGGAGCCCGGAAGACAAGGACACAAGGGAGAGGAAGGAGCUCAGGGGCUGCUGGGGGAAGUCGGCACUCAGGGAUUGCCGGGCCAAGGUGGACCAAGAGGCCUCCUGGGAAUAAUGGGCUCCAUCGGGGACAAGGGACCUCGUGGAAAACCCGGCGAUGGAGGUCAUCGGGGGAUCCAGGGAGGCCCGGGCGACCCGGGCCAAAGAGGAGCCGUCGGUGAGCACGGGCCGGCCGGAGUGCAGGGGGGUGGAGGCUCGUCUGGAAUCAGAGGAGUGCCGGGUCCAAAAGGAGAGCCGGGCCUCGCCGGUCCAGACGCCCGCGAGGGGAUACCCGGCCUGCCCGGAUCCAAGGGUCUUCUAGCAAAGGAUGGGGCUCCAGGGGACGCUGGCCCACAAGGACUUCCUGGUUUGCCGGGAUCUUACGGACAGAAGGGAGUCAGCGGUGCGGUGGGUAAAGCCGGUGACCCGGGUGCCGGAGGCCCGAUGGGGUCUCUAGGGAAACAAGGCGAGCGAGGCGAGCAGGGCGAGGUCGGCCCGGUCGGAGCCCGAGGAGGACCGGGCGGACGAGGAGAGAAGGGGCCUGACGGGCCUCUGGGAUCCCCAGGCCCCCGGGGAGGCCAAGGGAACCAGGGCCUUCCUGGACUUCCUGGCCCUGCAGGUUAUCGCGGCCAGAAGGGCGACAGGGGGGGCGUCGGCCUCGAUGGUCCAAAAGGAGACCAGGGAUCCUCAGGAGACGAAGGAGCAGCCGGAGCUGUGGGAGAGCUGGGCGAUCAAGGAGAACCAGGAGAGAGAGGAUCGACGGGCCCACCGGGAGAGACGGGGAAUAAAGGACCCGAGGGCGGCAGAGGUCAAGAGGGCAAAGAGGGCAAAGACGGCCAACCGGGCCCUCGGGGCAUGCAGGGCGACAUGGGCGUCCCGGGCCUGCCGGGGUCGCAGGGGCCAGCGGGAAAAUCCUCAACAGAUACACACAUCAAGCAGGUCUGCAUGAGGGUGAUGCAAGAGCAGCUGGCCCAGCUGGCAGCGAGCCUGAGCCGGCCGGAGUCCGGCAUCUCCGGGAUGCCCGGAUCCCCCGGUCCGCCCGGACCUCAGGGCGUCUCCGGAGAGAACGGUUUCCCCGGACACACCGGAUCUCGAGGACUGCCCGGUCUGAAGGGACCGGCUGGGCAUCUGGGCCGCAAAGGACCCAAAGGUGACCAUGGCGACCGAGGGGACAGAGGACCCACGACCAGAGGAGCCAAAGGAGCUCCCGGAGCCCCCGGUCUACAAGGUGACCCCGGGCGAGCAGUUUACGGCCCUGACGGUCGCGAUGGAGGCCGGGGGCCCCGCGGCGCCCCCGGUGUGCCCGGAGUCCCCGGGCCCCCCGGCGCCGCCGGCCUGAACGGCUACUGCGAGUCGUCCCAGUGCGUCCUGCCCGUGAUGGCGGCGCCGAUCUCCGCGAAGGACUCCGGCAUGAAGGGCCCCGGUGACAUGUGAGGAGACCAGAACCACGGGAGGAGAGACCAGAACCACCGGAGAGACCAGAACCACCAGAGGAGAGACCAGAACCACGGGAGGAGAGACCAGAACCACGGGAGGAAAGACCAGAACCACCGGAGGAGAGACCAGAACCACGGGAGGAAGAUGUGGUCCUUUUUUUAAAUGUUAUUUUUAUUUCGGGAGCUCAUUUUUUUUUUGCUUUUUAAAAUCGUUUUUUUUUACCUCACUUUAUUUUUUAUUUUUCAUUGUAAAAUUAAAGAAAUGAAGAAGUCACAUUUACACCAGAGCUCCUGUACGCUUAUGUAAAUCUGUCAAGAUGCAAAUUCUACAUCUUGAUGACGAGUUGUUUGUUGUUUGUUUGUUGUUGUUUAUCCACGUCACCCCGCUGGGCCUCAUGCUGUCGCGUUCCUGUGAAAACCUCCCAUGACUUUAUAUGACUUCUUAUUUAUUAUACGGAGGUUCAAGGCGACGUGAGUUGUACAGAAGGAAAUAAACACAUUUUCAUAACA